Messenger RNA from Girardinichthys multiradiatus, 2947 nucleotides. Its product is annotated as SAM pointed domain-containing Ets transcription factor. Gene Ontology annotation, cellular component: nucleus. NCBI's taxonomy places the organism in Eukaryota, Metazoa, Chordata, Actinopteri, Cyprinodontiformes, Goodeidae. Gene Ontology annotation, molecular function: DNA-binding transcription factor activity, RNA polymerase II-specific; sequence-specific DNA binding. Bases 291 to 1295 code for a protein of 334 amino acids. The transcript has 6 exons. The record is from RefSeq and is a predicted model, not a curated record. Gene Ontology annotation, biological process: cell differentiation; regulation of transcription by RNA polymerase II.
CCCAGUCACUUGUCCUAUCUCCCUUCCACUUUGUACACACCCCCAGCAGGUGCUUUCACUUGAGGUUUAGUUUGCUGUUGUGCUUUAGGCUCUGUCUUUCAGGUUAAGUAAAAUUGUGCCAAUAAAGCCGAUCAGGGGGAUCCCAGGCCUCAGCCUGGAGCUCAGAAUCAAUCAUCCAGGGAGAGCAGACUGUGAAGUGCCUACUCGCAGCUUCACCUUCGUUCUUAGAGAAAGAACCACAUCUACAACCUGCCAGGGAAGCUUUCUCCCAUCAGAGCAUCUUUGCUGAGAUGUCGAAUCCAGUGAGUGGUUUAUCAGAGAACACUGACUUUGUGUCCCGGAUUGGAAUGACAGAGGAUUCGUUCGUCCUCCUGGAGCGAAACAGAUGCUCUGAAGACCCGUGGGACACUGUUGACAUCAAACCCAACAUAGAAGCCCUGGAGCGUGGUGUGCCAGGCCUCUACCUCUCCUGCUAUGACAUGCUUCUCACUGAAGAAGCAACCUGGGUGGUGAAAGUUUCAGAAGGGUCCCCCGCGCUAGCUGUACCUAUGAAUCGCAUGGAGAGUCGAGAGGAGCCAGAGCAGUGCCCUGUCAUUGAUAGCCAGGAGAAUGGACUCUCCCCUGGGCUGGAGGGGCAGAUGGAGGAUCGAUCUCUGGAGCAGGUGCAGAGCAUGGUUGUAGGAGAGGUGCUGAAGGACAUUGAAACAGCUUGCAAACUGCUCAACAUCACUGCAGACCCUACAGAGUGGAACACAGGGAAUGUCCAAAAGUGGAUGCUGUGGACUGAACACCUGUACAGGUUGCCCCAUGCAGGAAAAGCCUUCCAGGAGCUGACAGGGAAGGAUCUGUGUGCCAUGAGCGAAGAGGAGUUUCGGCAGCGCUCCCCAUUGUGCGGGGACACACUGUACGCUCACCUGGAUAUAUGGAAGUCAGCUGCUUGGAUGAAGGAGAGGUGUUCAGCUGUAGAUACCAAAACUACAGGCAUCGAGGAGCUGUGGUCCGAGGCAGACUCUUCGUGUUCAGGUCAACCGAUUCAUCUAUGGCAGUUCCUCCGAGAGCUCCUGCUCAAACCUCACAACUAUGGCCGCUGCAUUCGCUGGCUCAAUAAAGAAAAAGGUAUUUUUAAAAUUGAAGACUCGGCUCAUGUGGCGAGGCUGUGGGGACUCAGAAAGAAUCGACCUGCUAUGAACUAUGACAAGCUGAGCCGCUCCAUUCGACAGUACUACAAAAAGGGCAUCAUCCGCAAACCCGACGUGUCUCAAAGACUGGUGUACCAGUUUGUCCACCCAGUAUGAGGCUUCAGGAGACUGCAAGAAGGAGGAGUGGGCUUGUGACCUAAAAACUGGACUCUAUCUAACAAUGCACUUGAACAAUUAUGAAAGUGACACAUGCACUGAUAAACUUUCACUGCUGUGUGAAGGCCUUCCUCUGCUGGGGCAAUGAGGAUGUGUGUCUUUUGCUGUUUUUUUUUAUUCCUACUGCAGAAUCAAGCAAACACAGAUUAUGAUAAACUGCCUUGUUGAUGUUUGCAUGGUCUGCCUAUUGACGUUCCAUGAUUAAAUUCACCUUCAAAGGGUCACACCUAAAAGCUUUAACAAACAAGCUUCAGGCAGCCGUUCCUAUCCUACGCCUAGCCUUGUUAUGACUUUUUGUUUCAGUCAUCUUCACUGCCACCAUGUAAUGUGUUGCUGAACCUUAUAAGCCACAGCAGGCACUUAUCUAGGAAGUAUAGAGAAGGAUAAUUUAGGAGUUUUGAUGAAUUUGGAUUCAGGAGUCAGAUCCUUAAACAUCUCUGUGGCCAAGCUGAUAAGGACACUUUUGUUUUUUUCUUCCUACAUGGUGUACCAAGAGCGAAAUUGUCUCUUUUACCACUGCUUUGGAAAUAUAGUUGUAUAUAAUGCAUUUUAAGUUGCUAAUGUUUGAGGCCCAAACUGCAAAAAAACCCUCUACAAUCAAUUCACUGUCUCAUUGCCAGAAUGAAAACACACUAAAUAAAACCUUUGGACAUGUUAAAUGAAUGCCAGAGAGCUUUCAGUGUGUCGUAACCAUGACGCCAAACGCAGUGCCUUGCAAAAGCUUCCCCUUUGAAAUUUUUCACAUUUCGCCACUUUAUAGCUACAAACUUUAGUGUAUUUUGUAAUGAUUAUUACGUAUCACAGCAAAACACAAGGUAAUGCAUGAAUGUGAAGUAAAAGGAAACAUUUUCAAAAAUGUUAAAUAGAAUUCUGAAAAGUGCAGUGUGAAUUUGUAUACAGCACUGCAGAGUCAGUAUUUUGACAAACCACCUUUGUCUGCAGUUACAGUAUGGUAAAUUGGUAGAGACAUGCCUUUUGUUGCAUGCCUCCACCAGCUUUUUGCCUGUCUUCUUUCCAAAUCGGCUCAAGUUCAGUCAGAUUGGAUGGAGAGCGUCUAUGAACGACAUUUUUUGUCUUGCCAAAUUGUCAGUUAGGUGUGGACUUUGACUGGAGACAUUCUAUCAGAUGAAUAUGCCUAAAUCUAAACUGUUUUCUUGUAGCUCUGGUUGUAUGAUUAGGCUCGAGGUCCAGCUGGAACCAAGACCCAAGGAAACUGAGGGUUUUGUAGUCUGUAACAAACUUCUUCCAAGAUUCUCCUGUGUUUUUGCUCCAUCCGUCUUCCUGUCUUUAGCAAGGACAUGUCCUUGCUAAAGACAAGCAUCCACACAGCCUGAUGCUUCCACUAACAUGUAAAGGUGGUGUUUUCAGAGGGAUGUCCAUAAACAACAUAUAGCAUUUCCAUGUAGGUUAAAUGAUUACAUUUUGGUCUCAUCUAACCAGAGCACCCUCAUCCAUGUGGUUGCUAUGUCUUUGUUGCAGUUAUAUAAACAUUCCAUUGUUGGAUGAUGAGUGGACGAGUACUCUGUGAGAUGUUCAAGGCUUAGGAUAUUGUUUUAUAAGCUACCACUGUGUUAAACUUCUCCACAACAUUA